Messenger RNA from Chaetomium globosum CBS 148.51, 1827 nucleotides. RefSeq lists its product as uncharacterized. The record is from RefSeq and is a predicted model, not a curated record. NCBI's taxonomy places the organism in Eukaryota, Fungi, Ascomycota, Sordariomycetes, Sordariales, Chaetomiaceae. Gene Ontology annotation, molecular function: serine-tRNA ligase activity; ATP binding; tRNA binding. The transcript has 18 exons. Gene Ontology annotation, biological process: seryl-tRNA aminoacylation. Gene Ontology annotation, cellular component: cytosol. Bases 1 to 1827 code for a protein of 608 amino acids.
AUGAACAUCGCUUGUCACAGCUCCUUCGACACCAACCUGCGGGUCCGCGUUGCAACAGCAACUGGCCAGAAGGAUUUACAAACCAAGUCCCCGACGAGAAAGUCAGAUCCUCUCCCGCAAGUCGCCCCAGUUGCCUGUGUUCCAACCCUCUUCGAUGGUGGUGUCGCAUCCGCCCUCACAGCCUAUAAACCUUCCAACACCACCGUUGAUACCAAAGCCUGGGGCCUGCAGAACUAUCCUUCUGCUCCUUCAUGUAACCGCCAGGGGACAGACUUCGACUCGGGCCUGCUUUCCGAGCCGUGGAGCUUCGGCAUCCCCCCUCCCGCUAGCCCGAGUUUUCACGUCGCCUCCUACGCCCAAACAGGAUUUCCGGCAGCCGAGUCCUCAAUAUACUCGCCUUUAUACUUGGACCCGUCGGCUAUGGGAAUACCAUACUUCCAACCUUCCAGCCCCAGCUUCGGCUCCCACUCGGAGGCUUCAUCAUUCGUGGAUGCUCAGAGUCAGGCAGGGCUGAGGGGGGAUGCGUGGUUUCAAUACACCGCAGCAAACCACCCGAGGGAACUUGGGAGUCAUCGUUUACCAGUUACCGAGCGCGGCGGCAACCCUGAGAAGAUUAGGGAGAGCCAGCGCAAGCGCCAUGCCCCCGUAGAGGUCGUCGACGAGGUUAUCGCCAUGUGGGAGGAUCACCGCAGGACUGCCUACGACGCAACCCAGUGCAACGGCAGAAUCAACGGAGUCCAGAAGCAGAUUGGCCCCAAGAAAAAAGGCAUGCGCCUCUCGAACCGCCCCCCCGAUCUCGAGAAGGAGAAGAAGGAGCUCCUUGCCUCGGCUGCUGAGAAGGAGAAACUCCUGAGGAUCAAGGUCAAGACAAUCGGUAACCUUGUUCACGACUCUGUUCCGGUCUCGAAGACCGAGAAUUGGGCUGACGAGGGGCUAGAUCACGAGGUUCUCGACAAGUUGGACGGCUACGACCCCGAGAGAGGCGUCAAGGUUGUCGGCCAUCGCGGGACUUUCAGGGCUAUCAUCAACUAUGGUCUGGAGUUUUUGCACGACAGGGAAUACGUUCCCCUGCAAACCCCCCAACUCAUGCUCCGGGAUCAGAUGGCGAAGACCGCCCAACUGUCGCAGUUUGACGAGGAACUCUACAAAGUUACUGGCGACCAAGCCGACAAGUACCUCAUUGCUACUUCAGAACAACCCAUCUCUGCCUACCACAGCGACGAGUGGCUGCAGCCCAAGGAACUACCCCUGAAAUAUGCGGGCUACUCGACCUGCUUCCGCAAAGAGGCCGGUGCUCACGGGAAAGAUGUCUGGGGAAUCUUCCGUGUCCACGAGUUUACCAAGGUCGAGCAAUUCUGCAUCACCGACCCUGAGAAGUCCUGGGAGAUGUUUGAGAACAUGAUCUCGACGUCAGAAGACUUUUACAAGUCCCUUGGAAUCCCCCACCACUUGCCAGACAAUGCCGCUGCCAAGAAGCUUGAUCUUGAAGCCUGGUUUCCCCACCAAGGCGAGUUCAAGGAGCUCGUUAGCUGCUCGAACUGCACUGACUACCAGAGCCGUGAUCUCGAAAUCCGCUUUGGUAUCAAGAAGCAAACCGAUGCCAAGAAGAUCUAUGUGCACUGCCUCAACUCGACUCUCACUGCGACAACAAGGACAAUCUGCGCGAUUCUGGAGAACUUCCAGACUGAAGAUGGUGUCAACAUCCCCGAGCCGCUCCGGAAGUACCUGCCUGGAGCUCCCGCAUUCAUCCCAUUUGCGAAGCAGGCGGCUGAAAAGAAGGAAGGCGAUAAGAAGGAGGGUCAGAAGAAAGAAAUCCCGGUUCGGUAA